AUGACUCUCAAAGGCUGCUGGACUUGUCGAGAUCGCAAGAUCAAAUGCGAUCGUGCGCUGCCGGCGUGUACCAACUGCCGGCAGCGAAACGUGCCGUGUCAGGGGUACAGCAUCAGGCUUUCCUGGCCCCGGCCGGGAGACAAACGAAGAGCCGUUGAGCUUAAAUCGACCCCGAAGCAGAAAAAGCACAUGUUAGCCGCGUUGUAUCAGCAUAGUCUAUUCAUAAACAUGACUAGCUGGGAUGUCGAUACGUUUUAUAAAGUGUCGAAAGCUGAAUCGAACAUGACGUUUCCGAAAAUGUCGAUUCCAGCGGCGCCGCCAUCUAUUCCCUCGAUGAGAGUGCACGACAGCCAAUCUGGAUUGUUGCAGUACUUCAUGGACAUGGGCUCUCAGCUGUUAGUGAUAGAUAGCUCAGGAGACUUGACGGACUGCAUUCUAAGGCUGGCAUUUUAUGAUGCUACACCGGCGUCAAAUUCGAUAUUGCAUAGCCUACUGGCUUUAUCGUCCCUACAUCUCGGACGAGAUAGCGUGGCGAUGAUGUACAAGAUCAUGGCGCUAUCAUACCUUCAACAAUCACUUCAACUUGGGAACAUUGGCCAUCGGACCGCUCAACACCUCCUGGCUAGCAUGCUAUUAUACCUUUGUGAGACCUUUCAUAUCUCCAAUACGACGAAAGACUGGGCCGAAUAUCUAUGCGGCGCCAAGCAGAUCGUUUCGUCCGGUGUAUUGGCCCGAGAGGUCCACAUAGAUGUUUCUCUUCUCUUUGAUUGGGUUUCCUACCACGAGACCUUUGCUCGGUUCGGCCUGGUAUACUGGAAGCCGGCAGUGGCUUUGAAGGGACUGAGAUUCUGCGCCAUGGAUCCUGAUACUGCAGGGGUCUUUGUACCACGAAACGACUUCGUCUGCGACCGGGAUGUCCUUGGCUACACAUCAUCGAUAUUCGCAAGCCUCACGCCGCGGAUCAAGGAUAGCAGCCGUCCUUCCCACUUGGAGACGCAGGAGCUUUACGCCCUGGAAGCAAAACUACGGGGAGGUCUGCUGGACUUUCACCCAUUCCACCCAUCCUCCAACGAAGCACCCAAAGAACGCGACAGGAUAACAGAACUGUACCGCCUCGCCGCUUUGAUCUACCUCAAUCGCGCAGCACUGGGUUAUUCUGGCGAGGAGCUACGCCACAGAAAUCUCGUGAGCAGAGGACUGGACAUCUUGUGCGGAAAGCUGACUUCUAUUCCUCCGUGGCCCGUGUUCAUGGUUGCCUGUGAAGCUAGGGAUGAUGCUCAACGGAUGACGGCGCUGGAGAUAUUGAAUAGAGCUGGGGAGGAGCCGCGGUCGUUUAACAUGAGGCUGAUACGGCAGCUUGUGGAGGCUUGCUGGAAUCAGGACGACUUGCAUGAUGAUGAGCCGUUGGAUUAUCACAUGAAGUUGCGUAUUGCUAUUCGAGCGGCUCCAUAUGUGCCGCCGUUUAGCUAA
Trichoderma citrinoviride is the source of this 1470-nucleotide messenger RNA. RefSeq lists its product as hypothetical. Bases 1 to 1470 code for a protein of 489 amino acids. Gene Ontology annotation, biological process: positive regulation of transcription by RNA polymerase II. The transcript is spliced from 6 exons. The record is from RefSeq and is a predicted model, not a curated record. Gene Ontology annotation, molecular function: DNA-binding transcription factor activity, RNA polymerase II-specific; zinc ion binding; transcription cis-regulatory region binding. Lineage: Eukaryota; Fungi; Ascomycota; Sordariomycetes; Hypocreales; Hypocreaceae. Gene Ontology annotation, cellular component: nucleus.